Danio aesculapii is the source of this 3097-nucleotide messenger RNA. Its product is annotated as gastrula zinc finger protein XlCGF8.2DB-like. The transcript is spliced from 2 exons. The coding region runs from base 16 to 912 and encodes 298 amino acids. Gene Ontology annotation, molecular function: DNA-binding transcription factor activity, RNA polymerase II-specific; RNA polymerase II cis-regulatory region sequence-specific DNA binding. NCBI's taxonomy places the organism in Eukaryota, Metazoa, Chordata, Actinopteri, Cypriniformes, Danionidae. The record is from RefSeq and is a predicted model, not a curated record. Gene Ontology annotation, cellular component: nucleus. Gene Ontology annotation, biological process: central nervous system development; regulation of transcription by RNA polymerase II.
UCCACUGUUAUAAAGAUGGCGUUUAUUAAAGUGGAGAGUGAAGACCUGAAGAUUGAAGAAGCAUUCACAGUCAAACAGGAAGAUCCAGAGGAACAAACAGAACUGAUGGUGCCGAAAGAAGAGACUGAAGACUUGAAUAUAAAGAAAGAAAACGAUCAGUUUGAGAUAAACCAAGAGUCAAUGACUGAUGAAGAAACCACAAGGACAAAAAAGACUCGGAAAACCAAAUCUAACGGUGGUUUCACCUGCAGUCAAUGUGGGAAAAGUUUCGCUAUAAAACACAACCUUAAAACCCACAUGAGAGUUCACACUGGAGAGAAGCCUUUCUGGUGUGAUCAGUGUGGAAAGAGUUUCAGUCAAAAGUCGAAACUUACAGUCCACAUGAGAGUUCACACCAAAGAGAGGCCUUACACGUGUACCUAUUGCGGAAAGAGUUAUUGUCAAAAACAAUACCUUAAAGUCCACAUGAGAAUUCACACAGGAGAGAAGCCAUACUCGUGUACUGCGUGCGGAAAGAGUUUCAGUCAAAAACAGUACCUUAAAGUCCACAUGAGAAGUCACACAGGAGAGAAGCCAUUUUCCUGCUGUGAAUGUGGGAAAAGUUUUUAUCUAAAUCAGCACCUUAAAGCGCACACGAGAAUUCACACGGGAGAGAAGCCUUUCUCGUGUGAUCGGUGCGAAAAGAGUUUCAGCCACAAAUCAAAACUUGACAUUCACAUGAGAGUUCACACCGGACAGAAGCCGUACUCUUGUACUGAGUGUGGAAAGAGGUUCUGCCAAAAACAAUAUUUUAAAGUCCACAUGAGAAUUCACACUGGAGAGAAACCCUUUCACUGCCAACAGUGUGGAAAGGGAUUUAUUCAAUUACACUCCCUUAAAAGUCAUAUUUCAGUUCACACUAGAAAGAAAUAAUGAGUGAUUUACAUGUUAAGUCAAUGCGAAGACGCUAAUAGACAUCCUGCGGCAUUACUAUCAUGAAUGAGGCGGCAAUUAACUUGGAAAAUUUGCAUACAUUUGCGCCAUUUACCAACUUUGCCUGUUUUGUCCAAGGUCCGUAUAUUUACUACAAGUUCAGCCAGUCUGGUUACUGGUUGCUCAAAACAUUUUCAGACUGUUGAGUGACUAAAAUAGCCCUAAAUUUGAAGUGAAGUGGAUUCUGAUCAGCAUAUGAGGCAUAAUUAAAAUGAUAUGUGAUGCAAUUUUACAAAUGUUAACAUUUAUCAUAAUAAAUAUAAAAAUUCUUAUGAACAGAGCCCGCUUAAAGAACUUGAACGUUGUUGAGAUUCUAUUUGGUUUGAUAUUUUAUCUCUUAUUAAAGUUAUGCAGCACAACAGUGAUGUUGUGAAUUCCAAAUGUGAAGUACAAAUGAAAACGGCUGUGAACGUUUGUAUGAAAUUAAAUAGAUCACUUGGUAUAUCUGCAUUUGUCUAUCGAGAGACCUUUGUUCUAAAAUGUGGAAGUGAGCUUGCUAUUGUGAUGGUUUUAGAACAGGGGUCACCAAACUUGUUCCUGGAGGGCCGGUGUCCUGCAGAUUUUAGCUCCAACCCUAAUCAAACACACCUGAACAAGCUAAUCAAGGUCUUACUAGGUGUACUUGAAUCACCCAGGCAGGUGGUGUUGAGGCAAGUUGGAGCUAAACCCUGCAGGGACACCUGCCCUCCUGGACCGAGAUUGGUGACCCCUGUUUUAGAACAUCUGAUUCAGUUGCCUAUGGGAGAUAUGACUAGGAAGGAUAAAUGGCAGAAAACGCAGCAUCACAAUUCUUCCGGGAGCUCCCUGAAGUCUGCAAAUGAGUUCUAAUGUCCCAGAAAUGGAGGUGUCCCCCAACCCCACGCUACUCAUCACGCAUCUCCCUGGAUCUGCAUUUACAUUGCGCACCACAAAACGCAGGCAUCCCAAUUCUUCCGUAAGCUCCGGUAGUCUCUCGCAUAUGCAUAUAGACACUGAUGUGCGCAAAUAAAUUAUAAUUUCCCAGAAAUUGAGGUGUCCCCCAACCCCACGCUACUCUUCAAUAUCGCAUCUCCCUGGCUCUACAUCUGCACCACAAAACGCAGGCAUCCCAAUUCUUCUGGAAGCUCGGGGAAUCUCGUGCAUAUGCAUAUAGACUCCCUGAUGACUGUAAAUGAGUUAUAAAACACGAGAAAUGGAGGUGUCCCCCAACCCCACGCUACUCUUCACUAUCGCAUCUUCCUAGCUCUACAUCUGCACCACAAAACGCAGGCAUCCCAAUUCUUCUGGAAGCUCCGGGAGUCUCUCGCAUAUACACAACGACUUCCUGAUGUCUGCAAAUGAGUUAUAAUGUCCCAGAAAUGGAGGUGUCCCCCAACCCCAUGCUACUCAUCAACGUCGCGCACCACAAAACGCAGGCAUCCCAAUUCUUCCGGUAGCUCAGGGAGUCUCUCGCAUAUGCAUAUGGACUCCCUGAUGUCUGCAAAUGAGUUAUAAUAUCCCAGAAAUUGAGGUGUCCCCCAACCCACACUACUCAUCAACGUCGCAUUUCUCUGGCUUUACAUCGCCUACCACAAAACGGAGGCAUCCCAAUUCCUCCAGGAGUCUCUCGCAUAUGCAUAUAGACUCCCUGAUGUCUGCAAAUGAGUUAUAAUGUCCUAGAAAUUGAGGUGUCCCCAAACCCACACUACUCCUCAACGUCGCAUCUCCCUGGCUCUACAUCUACAUCGCCCACCACAAAGCGCAGGCAUCCCAAUUUAUCCGGAAUCUCCGGGAGUCUCCCGCAUAUGCAUAUAGACUCCCUGAUGCCCACAAAUGAGUUAUAAUGUCCCAGAAAUUGAGGUGUCCCCCAACCCCAACCAGGAAUCCAGUACUUUUAUUUUGCUGCCUGUAUUGGUGAAAUUGUAGCAUGCAUCUGCGGGAAGCUGUUUUUGUUUUUAACUGAAUGGUUGUGAAAUAAAAGUCUCUGAAUCUGCUGUUGUGUUGACCAUCUUCCUUCAACUCCACUCACCAGUGAUCAUACCUUCUUGAACAAUCUGUUAAUUUUGAACAAAUCUUUUGUGACUCGAGAGUGGUGAGUCCUCCCAGGUAGUAAUGAUUCGUUCAUUCGCAGAUGGGCAAAUUGUGCAGUUGGCGAGAAGAUUAGCAA